AUGUUUUCGUUCAUUGUUGUCAGUUUUUCUAUAAUGUUGCCCCUUGUUCGAACAGGGCCCAGCGUGGACUCCACGUAUGUUGCUGCUGUCUACGAGCAUAACUUAAUCCUGAACCCGGAGCCUCGUGUCCCCCUGUCCCGACUUGCUGCCCUGCAACAUAUGCAGAAAAACCUGGAUAUCUAUGAGGAGCAGGCUGCCCGAGCUGCCCAGCAGGGUGCCCAGAUCCUGGUGUUUCCAGAAGUUGGUCUUCAGGGUUACAACUUCACCCGUUCAUCCAUCUUUGGCUACCUAGAAACCAUUCCUGACCCCCAGCAGGAGAGCUGGAACCCCUGCACGGAGCCGGACAAACACAACAACACUGAGGUUCUCCAGCAGUUGAGCUGUAUGGCCCGUCGUAACAACCUCUACGUGGUGGCCAAUGUUGCUGACCUGCAGCCCUGCCCCCUGCAGACCGACCCCUCCUCCUCCUGUCCAUCUGAUGGACGCUGGCAGUUCAACACCAACGUGGUUUUCAGAUCAUAACGUUUGAGACACCUUUUGCUGGGAGGUUUGGCCUCAUGAUCUGCUUUGACAUCCUGUUCCACGAGCCCACAAUUGCUCUGGUGGAGAGGGGUGUGCGACAGCUGAUCUUUCCCACUGCCUGGAUGAACUUGCUCCCUCUACUGGACUCGGUACAAUUCCAGCGGGCGUUCAGCUUGGGGGCCAAUGUCACCCUGCUAGCAGCCAACCUUCGUAAAGACCAACACAACAUGAGAGGAAGUGGUAUCUACACUCCUUUUUCUGCCACCUACCACCACGCCCAGAGAGGAGACCCAGAGGAGGGCAGGCUGCUGGUAGCCAGGGUGCCAGUUUUAGACCCACUGUGGGUUGGACAGAGUGUGGCCACAGAGGAGGGGGUUGUUAGGACUGAGUCAACAUCAUCUGUACCUACAGGUUCUGGAUUCUCUCAGCAGGAAAGCUGUUUUGCAUAUCCUCGUCCUGAAACUGCUUCAUCAGUCCCUCCCUCUUCCGCCACCUUCAUCUCAUCCAUGAUGUACGACCCUUUUACAUUUGUCCUCCUAAACAAGACAGAGGAUGAAGUCAAUGUGUGCAAUGGAACCUUUUGCUGUCACCUGCAGUACCAGCGGUCACUACAAGGCAGUGGUAAAGAGCUCUACGCAUUGGGAGCAUUUGCUGGAACACACAUUGUGGACGGACGCUAUGCCCUGCAGGUGUGUGCAAUAGUCCGCUGUGCGGGGUUGGACGUCAGUUCCUGUGGACAGGAAGUGGAAGAGGCUGAGUCUAAAAUGGACUUCCUGUUGGAGGGGAACUUUGAGACCAGAUAUGUGUACCCAUCAGUUUUGGCUAGCAAGUUUGUCCUGGAGCAGCCAGAGCAUCUGGAAAUGGCUUUAGAUGGCAGAAUUUGUUUGCCUUCUGCAUGGAUUUUCCUCCAGUGUUUUGACUAUGGCUGCCUAAUUCCUGCUUUUUCUAUAAUGUCGGCCGUUGUUCAAACAAAGCCCAUUGUGGACUCCUCGUAUGUUGCUGCUGUCUACGAGCACAACUUAAUCCUGAACCCGGAGCCUAAUGUCACCCGUUCCCGACUUGCUGCCCUGCAGCACAUGCAGAAAAACCUGGAUAUCUACGAGGAGCAGGCUGCCCGAGCCGCUCAGCAGGGUGCCCAGAUCCUGGUGUUUCCAGAAGACGGUCUUCAAGGUUACAACUUCAACCGUUCAUCCAUCUCUGGCUACCUAGAAACCAUUCCUGACCCCCAGCAGGAGAGCUGGAACCCCUGCACGGAGCCGGACAAACACAACAACACUGAGAUUCUCCGGCGCUUGAGCUGUAUGGCACGUCGUAACAACCUCUACCUGGUGGCCAAUGUUGCUGACCUGCAGCCCUGCCCCCUCAAGACCGACUCUUCCUCCUCCUCCUGUCCAUCUGAUGGACGCUGGCAGUUCAACACCAACGUGGUUUUCAGGUCAGAUGGCCUCCUGGUGGCACGCUACCAUAAACACAACCUCUACUUUGAGGAUUCUUUUGACACUCCGUCGCAACCUGAGAUCAUAACGUUUGAGACUCCUUUUGCUGGGAGGUUUGGCCUCAUGAUCUGCUUUGACAUCCUGUUUCAUGAGCCCACAAUAACCCUGGUGGAGAGGGGUGUGCGACAGCUCAUCUUAUCUACUGCCUGGAUGAACAAGCUCCCCCUACUGGACUCGGUACAAUUCCAGCGGGCGUUCAGCUUCGGUGCCAAUGUCACCCUGUUAGCAGCCAACCUCCGUAACGACCAACACAACAUGACAGGAAGUGGUAUCUACACCCCUUUUUCUGCCACCUACCACCACGCCCAGAGAGGAGACCCAGAGGAGGGCAGGCUGCUGGUGGCCAGGGUGCCAGUCUUAGACCCACUGUGGGUGGGGCAGAGCGUGGCUGCAGGGGAGGGGGUAGUUAGGACUGAGUCGACACCAUCUACAGCUACAGACUCCGGAUUCUCUCAGCAAGAAAGCUGUUUUGAUUCUCCUCAUGCUGAAACUGCUUCAUCAGUCCCUCCCUCCUCUGCCACUUUUAUCACAGAUAUGAUGGGUGACCCUUUUACAUUUGUCCUCUUAAACAAGACAGAGGGCGAAGUGAACGUGUGUCACGGCACUUUUUGCUGUCACCUGCAGUACAAGCAGUUACCACAAGGCAGUCGUAAAGAGCUCUAUGCAUUAGGAGUAUUUGCUGGAACACACUUGGUGAAUGGAAGUUACGCUCUGCAGGUGUGUGCACUAGUUCGUUGUCCAGGGUUGGACGUCAGUUCCUGUGGACAGGAAGUGGAAGAGGCUGAGUCUAAAAUGGACUUCCUGUUGGAGGGGAACUUUGGGACCAGAUACGUGUACCCAUCAGUUUUAGCAAGCAAAUAUGUCUUGGAGCAGCCUAGACAUCUGGAAAAAGCUUUAGAUGGCAGAGUGACCAUGAACCACUCAAACAUGGCUGGUGGGCUGGUCACUGCCUGUCUGUAUGGACGAAUGUAUCACCUGGACAAUAAAUGAACUGCUUUGAAAUAGACGUGUGUAUCAGUAGAAAAACAUCAAACAUCAUUUUAUUUUUAAUUUAUGUAACAAAUCGACUGUUCUGACCAAGACUGAUAAUGAAAAUUGAGCUGUUGCACAUGUGUCAUUUACACAGUUCAAUAAAACAAAAACAAAUAUCUUUAUUCAUUCAUUUAUUAAUCUUUACA
Micropterus dolomieu (smallmouth bass) is the source of this 3196-nucleotide messenger RNA. RefSeq lists its product as uncharacterized. The record is from RefSeq and is a predicted model, not a curated record. Gene Ontology annotation, molecular function: hydrolase activity, acting on carbon-nitrogen (but not peptide) bonds, in linear amides. NCBI's taxonomy places the organism in Eukaryota, Metazoa, Chordata, Actinopteri, Centrarchiformes, Centrarchidae.